AGCACGAAUAUGUCCCUGUGAAAUGCGACUGCAAGAAUAUUGACGGCUUCUAGAAUCUAGCGACAAGACAAGAUGGACAGUGGAAGACAGCACGCCGUUGUCGCCCUAGCUUUCCUCUGGCUCAGCGUAUAUGCCCACGCAGAAAAUCUAGUGGUAACUUGCGGUAGCACACUUAAGCUCCAGCACGUCCUCACAAAGGCGCGGCUUCACUCACAUCAAGUCGCGUACAGCCGAGGGAGUCAGCAGCAGUCCGUGACUGGUUAUCCUGAUGGAGACGAUGGAAACAGCCUCUGGCUCGUUCAAGGCCUUGCUGACGAACCCUGUACACCCGGCGCACCCAUGAAGAAAGGCACCCGUAUGCGGUUGCUGCACGUCGCUACUCGGAAAUGGUUGCACAGCCACUUGUACCAGUCUCCAUUGAGCAACAGCCAGGAGGUCAGUGCUUUCGGAAGCGACACGCAGUCGGAUGGUGGUGACGUCUGGACUCUGGAGUGGGAUGGAAAGGGUAAAAUUUGGAAGCAGAACACCAAGGUUCGUUUCAAGCACGUCGACACUGGCGUCUACUUGUUCUCCCACGAUGCGAAAUACGGAAACCCAAUUGCCGGACAGUUUGAGGUUGCGGGAAUCCCGCAAAAAAACAAAAACACAGAGUGGAUGGCAGCGGAGGGCGUUUACAUGCCCAAGAGCAGUGAGAAAGGUGCAGGCGAUGAUGACAAGGAGGAACUGUAAAAUCUUGUUGGGAGUCUCGCCGGUGCACGAUCCUAUCGAUUUUCAAGAUGUGGCGAGCGUUACCAUCCAUUAUCAAUACCAUCAUGGUUUCAUUUGUGUGCCGUAACCGUAAUUGGCCAGCUUACGUGUGCAUGCUCUAAGUAAUCGAGUGAACGCUGAAGGAAGAGUGAGUAAGCGAGCGUAAACGGAUAUGGAAUUAACUAGUUCACGUCCUUUCGACUUUGUUUAUCUUUGACAGUUGGGACAGUUUCAUUCCUGUGACGUGGCUCAUCUGUCUUUACCCUGGGCUUUGGCAUCAGUUGUUGACCAAGAUUCGCAAGUCCAUAACUGAGAUGCAUCAGUCCGUGGAGUGAUCACGUGGUACGCUGCCAAACAAGGUUGAGUUUAUCGCCGAAACCUGCACACAACAAACUGGCACCAAGUACGGUGGCCGCCUUUUAAGUUGUAAACCCAAUAAGGAAUGCAGUUGUGAAAAUGCACCAAGGACAUCUCUGACCGCGGAACCAUGCACAAACACCACGGCAAUAGGCGUCCAGGAUACUGCACCAUGCGUUGAUAUGUCAACCUCGUUGCUCAUCCCCGUCAUCAUCGCACGUCACGAAGCACGUUCUUCUGCACUACUAAAUGCAGUGCUCCAGUAACGAGCAUCCGAGCCUUGCAACCUGUACAGGGCGAAGCCCCGCCUCACACCCUCUGUCCGUUUAUCGCUUCGGUGUUAGGCUGCGGCAGCUGCACAUAUAACUUGUGGCUUGCGUCUACGACGCCUGGUUGUCCAGGUGCAAUGCUGCCGCACGGGGCCGCAGGCAUGACGAAGUCACGAAGAGGGCGGCUGCGUGUCAGGUCUAUCCGAUACAUCCGUACAGCGGCCAGCACCUGCUCCGGCAGCUCCUCCGAACUGUUGCCCUGAAUAACGAAAGCGUUCUCGAAGAUGACUUCGUUCAGCCUGUUAAAAUAAGCGCUGAACGCUUUUCGGGCAAGGAACUGGUAAUUGUGGAUAUCAAUGUCCACCUCCAGAUAGCCUGGUCCGUUGAAGAAAAAAUGUUGCGGACGGGUGAGGAUCGGCUUGUCGUUGUAGGUUGACAGCAGCUUGUGCUCCGGGGGACUCAGGGGCCCCUUCAUCGCC
Molecule: messenger RNA, 1852 nt
Organism: Volvox carteri f. nagariensis
Lineage: Eukaryota; Viridiplantae; Chlorophyta; Chlorophyceae; Chlamydomonadales; Volvocaceae
Exons: 7
Coding region: 73-729 (218 amino acids)
Source: RefSeq, a predicted model, not a curated record